Magallana angulata is the source of this 1325-nucleotide messenger RNA. RefSeq lists its product as uncharacterized. Lineage: Eukaryota; Metazoa; Mollusca; Bivalvia; Ostreida; Ostreidae. Gene Ontology annotation, molecular function: nucleotide binding. The transcript has 3 exons. The coding region runs from base 192 to 1325 and encodes 377 amino acids. The record is from RefSeq and is a predicted model, not a curated record.
CUAGCAUGUUCCAUGGUUUAAAAAAUAUCGCCUCAUCGAAACUUAUCGUGCCAAAUAAACAAAUCUGGAGAUGGUUGAAGAUAUUUGGGUCAUCUUUAUAGCGACAGAACUAUUUACGUGAUUGAUAGGAAUUUUAAAGUCUGAAAGUACGUGCUAUUGGGAGUUUGGAAAUAUAUUGCUGCAAAUUUAAGAUGGCAGAAAGGGUUUUGAAGAUAGGAUUCAUUGGCGCUGGUGCUAUCAAUUUUGGUCGUCCGCAUUUGCCCUGGGACCACGCCUCCCGCCUUGAGCAGAUUGGCGGCAUCGAAGUCGUAGGCAUCGUAGAACUGGAUGAAAAGUUAGCUACAGAAGUUCUCCAAACUAGACAGUCGUCUGCUAAGUAUGGCAGUAUUUACAAAAAUUGUAAAAUCUUCAAGAACUACAAGGACCUCAUUAAACUGCAGCCAGACGCAGUAUUCAUCGGAAUACCACCUGCCUACAGAGGGUCUUUUGGUGAGGGUAAAGAUCUGGAGCUUCAAUUUGCACGAGCAGGAAUAAACGUGUUCGUAGAGAAGCCCCUUUCGGUUUUGGCACCAGAAGAGUUCAUGUCCUACGCUAAAGCUGUGACGGAGACGUGUAAGGAGAAGAAUGUUAUUCUGUCUGUGGGAUACAUGUUCAGAUACCAUGCUGGCAUACUCAAGAUGAAGGAACUGAUAAAGCAACAUGGGGGUAAGGUGAUGGCACUGAACGCGCGAUAUUACUUUGCAUACACUAAAGCUAUCAACAAGUACUGGUUCAACGAAGACUUCAGCGGAGGACCAAUCGUCGAGCAGGCCACUCACUUCUGCGACUUGGCGCGCUAUAUCGUUAGUGACGUAGAAGUAGACACGAUUCAUACUCUUCUACUCAAAGAUUCCGAUCCUAGCGGCGCAGGUCAUCUAGACUACGUACCCCAAGAAGCCGAGGACGACAUUACACCCGCCAAAAGAAUCCCAAGAGUUACAAUGAGUCAUUGGCGAUUCAAAGAUGGCGGGCUGGGAACACUGAUGCAUUCAGUUGCCCUUCCAGGAACAAGGUACGAAGCCAAUAUAGACGUUCAGCUAGACGGCCUCAAACUGUCGCUAAUCGAACCGUACGAGAAGGACUGCAUUCUACGAGUCCGCAGUAUCAAUAACGAGGACGCCAACAAGGACCAAGACUUCACUUUUCCUUCCGACGAUUCGUAUCUGACCGAACUGGGGGCCUUCAUAAAGGCCAUUCGUACAAACGACCCUUCUUUGGUGAAGAGUCCCUACAGUGACGCGGCUCUUACCUAUCAAAUGACAUGGGCCAUUCGGAGAGCGUCUUAA